Messenger RNA from Hibiscus syriacus, 777 nucleotides. RefSeq lists its product as uncharacterized. NCBI's taxonomy places the organism in Eukaryota, Viridiplantae, Streptophyta, Magnoliopsida, Malvales, Malvaceae. The transcript has 2 exons. The record is from RefSeq and is a predicted model, not a curated record. The coding region runs from base 105 to 704 and encodes 199 amino acids.
UGAUCCAAAAGAAACGAAUUCAAUGAAAAAGUAAUAGAAACCCAAAAGAAAGAUUAUAAGAAUAAUUCAUUUAUAUUUGAAGAUAGAUAAAGAGUGAGUGAAAAAUGGUGCUGUGGGAAAUCGCAUUGGGGACGGCUUAUUUCUUAGGGCUUAAACGAGCCUACAAGCUUGCUUUGAAAAUUCAGCGACGGAUUAUUAGCUCUAAACGUCCUAGAAUUCGGCAAUUUGCUCACAGACGAACACGAGCCGUAUUUGAUGUAGCACUCAAGGCUCACCAGAAUAUACAGCAGAGAGACAUAGAAGUUGGUCGAAGUAUUGGUAACUGGAUCCUCCGCUUGCUUGACAAAAUGAAACCUUCAGCCCAGAUCCGACCUCAUAGCCACCAGAAACCCCAUCAUGAUGCUGGCAAUGCAAACAUGAACACCCCAAAGCAGGUGAAUAACUCAUCCUCGUUGAAAACUCCUAGAAGCUUGCAGACACCACGAAACGGCGAAGCUGAUAGACGUCUGUUUAGCUCAUCAACAUUUAUGCUGUCAAAAUCACUCCCUACGAUUACAAUGAUGAUGCAGCCACCAAAGGCUGCUGGAAACAUGACUCAGUACAGGCAUUUGAGCAUCGAUGGACCUCACACACUGAGGUUGAACAACACAAGAGGUGGAGGAGUUAUUAGAAAGGAUAUAAUGCAAUGGAUGGUGCGCAACUGAAGGUGAAUACUCUUUCUGUUUUGCAUUUGUGGACUUUGGAAGGGGUUUUUUCAUGGGAUAAUAAUUUUUCAUU